Molecule: messenger RNA, 591 nt
Organism: Melampsora larici-populina 98AG31
Lineage: Eukaryota; Fungi; Basidiomycota; Pucciniomycetes; Pucciniales; Melampsoraceae
Exons: 4
Coding region: 1-591 (196 amino acids)
Biological process (GO): riboflavin biosynthetic process
Molecular function (GO): oxidoreductase activity, acting on the CH-OH group of donors, NAD or NADP as acceptor
Source: RefSeq, a predicted model, not a curated record
AUGAGCAAUUCAAAUUCAACCAAUACUGGAAUAACAGAAUUUUUAGAUUCAAUUUAUAAUCCAAUCAUUUCACCUGAAUUUCAUCAAAAUUUAAAUCAUGACCUUUCUAGAAGACCUUUCGUUACAUUAACUUAUGCUCAAUCUUUAGAUGGUAAGAUUGCUGGUGUAGAUGGUAGACAAUUAAGAUUAAGUGGUAAUCAAUCUAUGAAGAUGACUCAUAUUAUGAUAUCUAAUCAAGAUCGACAAAGUUUAGAGGAAGCUGGAGCUCGAGUGAUUCCGAUCACAAACGGAAUGAACCCUUCUAACCAAGGAUUAGAUUUAGAAAAAGUCUUUGAAGUUUGUAAAAUCAAUGGAAUCAAUCGUUUAAUGAUCGAAGGUGGUUCUUCAAUCAUUUCUUCAUGUUUAAAUUACACUGGAGAUCAUCCAAUCCUCAACAUCUUGGUGGUCACCGUCUCACCCUACAUGGUCGGUGAAGGUCUCACAGUCAAAACUUCCAACAUUGAUUCUAGACUAUCACUUCUGCGACACAUUCAGACCAAGAUAUUGGGUAGUGAUGCUGUCUUUGCUUACACAUCCAGUAACCCUGAAUAA